This is a messenger RNA of Postia placenta MAD-698-R-SB12, 1284 nucleotides long. RefSeq lists its product as hypothetical. The transcript has 5 exons. The coding region runs from base 1 to 1284 and encodes 427 amino acids. The record is from RefSeq and is a predicted model, not a curated record. NCBI's taxonomy places the organism in Eukaryota, Fungi, Basidiomycota, Agaricomycetes, Polyporales, Adustoporiaceae.
AUGCAGACACCACACAUGGACCCCCGCGAUCUGUCGCGGUUUCAUGUUCAGAGCUCAGAUGUCAUAUCUGACAUGCGAGUGAACGUGUCGGAGGAAGGCUCAGAUAAGGAAAGAUUCCUCGCAGACGAGGAGAUCAUUGAGCACCUUGUUGAAAAUGCUUCGUCAACCAUACUAUGGACGAUCCACCGUCCGAAACGCGGGUGGUAUAUCCGCCUGAGCACGCCGUCCUUCCCACCCGGCAUGUUCAUCCCGCUCCUCCCCCUCCCUCAGACGUCCCCAUAUCAUGCCGAUUCUGCGCUCACCUUCGCGUGCCGGACGAACCCGCCAUCGUAUUCACUUAGCACCACGCCACGGACGGCGUUCUCUGACUCGGCCCGCGACUCAAUGGACUCGGAUAUUACAGUCACAGAAGGCCCGCGCGAGGCCGUGCACUCAUAUCCUCCAACGCCGCCCCCUCAGACACCCAUUGUAGUCGUGCGGCCUCCCUCGCCAACCGCUGUGCAGGCAAAGCUUGAAGAGAUCGCACCCUCGCCAUCCUCAUCGUCGGCACCAAUGAAGCGAUUGAAGCGACCCCCGCCUUCGCCCCUCUCCCCCAUCACGCAUUUCCUUCUAACUCCACAUUCUGCGCCGCUUAUCCCCCAGGCACCUCCGAGCACGUCGCUAUUCACACGCGUUAUGUCCGCCCUGAAGAACAACGCGCCCUCACACUCUUAUUCCUUCACGCUCUCACCAAUUCCACCUCUGCAGCCUCCCGUCACCAGCCCAGGCGGCCAGCGCAACGCUCCGACGCCGACGCCAAUACCUCUCCUGACCUUCCACGACCGUACGCCUGUGUGGACUGUGCGGUCAAGUUCCGGAUAUAUUGAGGUAGACAGGACGCAGGUACGAAUGCUCGGUGUGGACACGAGCUUCUAUGUCGCCGUGGCCUUGACAUACUUCGAGUUCCUAGAGGAGAAGGAGAGCGUGGAAGACGAAUGGGAUCGCCCAGGCGAGGAGAAGAACAAUCUGAGACGAGAACAGUUAGCGGCCGACACCGCGCGGCAUGUGCCAAGACCAGCGAUGGCACGUACAAACAUCAGCAUCGCAACGCGGGGAUCUUCCUUCUUGUCGGUCUUCCAAAUCCUCCUCGCCGCGACAUGGAGAGCGUACAACAACAUGAUCUUCAAUUAUAGGACAACUGAAAGAUGGAUCGUGCUUCUCGAGUCCUUCGGAUUAGGGGGUCUGGAUUUGUCCCGUCAGCAGCGAAGGGAGUGGCAUGAAGUACACGACAAACAUACAGGGUAG